Lingula anatina is the source of this 642-nucleotide messenger RNA. RefSeq lists its product as uncharacterized. The record is from RefSeq and is a predicted model, not a curated record. NCBI's taxonomy places the organism in Eukaryota, Metazoa, Brachiopoda, Lingulata, Lingulida, Lingulidae.
AUGAUUGAUCCAACAACAACUGUGGACACAACUUAUGCAGACACUGCCUGGCACAGUGGUAUCUGGCUGGUCAGAGACAAACCUGCCCAGUUUGUCAACAGGCUUGGGUUGGACACCCUAAAAUCAUUACUAAAGCAAUCCUUGAAAGAAAAAUAUACAGAAAGAUGGAAUGAACUACAAAAAGAUUCAAAUUUAGCUCUGGCAGUGGCAGAAUUUGACAGAAAGAUGACUCAGCAACAAUUGGUGCUCUUUUUAAGAACAGUUAUUCAGCACAAUUCUCCACCAAGAAACCCGGCUAACCAGUUGUUUGGUUGGGCUUUGGCUGGUGGAUUUUGUUCUGGACUGUGCAUAUUUCUAACAGUUGCAUUGUUUGCCUGGUUGACUUUAAGUUGGUUUAAUGGAGGUGGCAGUACUUUAGUGGUGAACGAACCAAUGCAAAAGUGGUCUGUGGAAGAGGUCGCUGACUGGAUUGGGGAACAUGGCGAAUGGGCCAAACAAAUGUAUGCUGGGAAAUUCAAGGAACAUCAAAUAGAUGGUUGUCUGCUGAGCAGCUUACAAGAAGACGGUUUAGGGUUAAUAGUUGGAACAUCUAUUCCACCAGUUCACAAAAGAGUGUUACUGGAGGCAAUAAAAGUAGCAUAG